Pediculus humanus corporis (human body louse) is the source of this 159-nucleotide messenger RNA. RefSeq lists its product as uncharacterized. Gene Ontology annotation, biological process: G protein-coupled receptor signaling pathway. Gene Ontology annotation, cellular component: membrane. The record is from RefSeq and is a predicted model, not a curated record. NCBI's taxonomy places the organism in Eukaryota, Metazoa, Arthropoda, Insecta, Psocodea, Pediculidae. The coding region runs from base 1 to 159 and encodes 52 amino acids. The transcript is spliced from 2 exons. Gene Ontology annotation, molecular function: G protein-coupled receptor activity.
AUGGCGAAAAGGAAUUUAACCGUCAUUCUGUUGGUACUACUGACGAGAAGAUUAAAAUCGAACACGAAUUUUUUUUUAGCAAAUUUAGCAUUUGCCGACCUUUGCGUUGGAAUAUUUUGCGUUUUUCAAAAUUUGACUUUUUAUUUAAUAACAACGUAA